AUGCCUCCCACCACGGCACUGCUCUCAGACCUAGGGAUGCGGGGUCCGUUUGUGUGCCGGUCAUGUCUGAGCAGUCUGCGGGCGGCGGCUGGACAGAGGCCGCCAUGGACGAUGACGUUGGCCAUGCGGACGGUGAUGACACAGCCGGGCGUCCGAGCAAGACGGACGGGCAGUGCAGCGGCUCGGCGGCCGUCAGCGGCCAACGAGGGCGUGACGGUGCGGCUAUUUGAGCAGGAAGAUGACGGGCAGCUGCGACAGGUAGCAGACGAGGAGGCAGACAGCAACGGCAACUACCGGGGCGAUGCGCUGGACCGAGAGAUUGAGCGGCAGCUAGCAGAGUUGGAGGGCAAACUGCGCGACACGGCGCAGCUGGUGCGGCGGCUAGAGAAGAACGGGCCAGCCAAGAAGCGGGCAGACCGGCUGCGGCGAAAGUACGACUUGAUCCGAGAGGUGGAAGCAGAGGGAGAGCGAGACGAGGACGCGGCAGUGCGAAUCGGCUACGACGGGCUGUCGCUGACGGCGCGGCGUCACGUGCGAAACCUGAACAAUGUGCUGCGGCUAGCGGCACAUCGGCUGCAGCAGUCGCCAGCAGCCCUGGACGACCGGAUGAUCACGGCGCUGUACGCCCGAUACGGAUCUGCACGCACGGGGCUGUCGGAGGCGUGGCACAACGUGCCGGCAGCAGCCUGGACCGUUCUGUGGACGGUGCUGGCGUGGGAGGGUAGCAGUGCGGGCAGCUCGGUCAUGGUCAAAAACCCCCGUCGCAUGGCCCAGAUCUACUACCUGGCCAAGGACAUGCAGGCGGCCCGGGUGCCGCUGACAGACGCACAGCAGCUGCUGGCCUUGGAGGCCAUGUUCGUCGAGGGCUGGCCGGCCGCGGCGCUGGACAACUGGAAGCGCGGGGCGGCAUCGCUGGGGACGCGGCCGGCCACGGCGACCGACUACUGGGAGCUGGGCGUGCGGAUGUGCGCGCUGCACGGAGACCUGGACCGGGCAUCGAGGGCGGCCGAGCGGCUGUUUGGGCGAGGAGGAGAUGCCCACGAGGGCCAGCAGGACGGCAAGACAGCCAACCCGCGGGUGCUCCUGCAGCUGAUCCGGGCAGCGGCAGCACAGGACGACUUGACGCGGGCAACGGCAGCAUUUCGACGACUGCAGACGCUCCUGGGCGACCACAUGGGCCUGGAGGACUACGACGAGGUGGUGGGCUGCUUCCUGGCCAACAACCAGACAGAGCAGGCGUUUGGGGUGUUUGUCGAGAUGAUGGGGUUGGGACGGACGGACAGGCCGUCCACGUCGAGACGCAGGCUUCCUCCUUGUACCGCCAACGCCUUCUUCUUUGGCAAGUGGCUCAAGCGGCUGAUCGGCGCAGGCGACCUGGACGGCGCUCUGCGCGUGCUGGUCUUCAUGCAGGCACACGGCGUGAUGCCGGCGGUCGUCCAGGUCAACGGGCUGCUGGGUGCCUGGUUGCGAACGGCCGCAGCAGCCGACCAGAGACGGGCCGACGUGCUGGCCUGGCGCAUGAUUGCGGCACGUCGCCUGUUUGUCGACCUGCGGCGACGAUCGCAGGGGUUGGUGGAACUGCAGGCGGCAGCGGGAGGGAAGAAAACCAAGGAGACGAGCGACAAGGCCGAGAAGGACGACCUUCUCGACACCUUCACGGCGGUUCCGCGCGCCAGCAUCGAGACGUUUGCCCUCCUGGCCGACAACUACAAGGACCGUGGACGGGUGGGCCAGCUCGAGGCGCUCUGGGUGGCCUUUCAGGAGUGCGAGAUGGAACGGCCGUCGACCGGUUCGGCCACGUCGUCUUCGUCGUCUGCCUUUAUGAUGAACCAGCUGCUGGCCUCGUACGUGCACGACGGCCGGCCUGACGAGGCUCGCGACAUGUACCACCGCAUGCGGACGUCUGCCGUUGCCGUCCGGCCCAACGUCCACACCUUUCUCGUCCUCUUCCGCAGCCUGACCGUGCAUCGGCUUCCGUGGGGCAGCCUGGGCGAAGAGCCGCGUGCAGCCGAUCGGCAGCUCUGUCGGGAAUUGUUUGCCGAGAUGGUGGAAAUGUUGGGGACCUCGUCGACUUUUUCAACUUCCACCACCACCUCCUCCACCCCCUCUACCCUCGCCCUCGGUCGCCUCGUCCUCCACUCCUUUCGCAAGACUGGCGACUACGUCGGCCUCGUCGUCGCCGUUCGUGCUCUUCGUCCCCUUCUCGAUCACCACUUCACCGUCUCCCAUCGCCUCGCUGUCGAGCUCGUCGCCGAGGCUCCCAUGGUCGACGGCGUUCCCUUCCGUCCCGAAAGCCCGGCUGUGCGUCGUCGUAUCCUGCGCGCCAGCGAGCUCGUCGACGCCCUCCUCCGCGAGCGCGCCCAGCUUCGACAGCAGCACCACCGCCACCAUCAGCCUUCGCCCGACGACCUCGCCGACGACCUCGCCGCCAUCGUCGCCCACUACUACCGCCACAAGUGCGCCGUCGACAACGACUUGUUUGCCGCCAUGCACGCUGCUGCCGUCGAUGACCUCGCCGUCGCUCGUCUACUGCAGACACAGCACUGA
Molecule: messenger RNA, 2547 nt
Organism: Grosmannia clavigera kw1407
Lineage: Eukaryota; Fungi; Ascomycota; Sordariomycetes; Ophiostomatales; Ophiostomataceae
Product: pentatricopeptide repeat protein
Exons: 1
Coding region: 1-2547 (848 amino acids)
Molecular function (GO): protein binding
Source: RefSeq, a predicted model, not a curated record